AUCUUGUGCCCAGAUCUUUCGCUCACAAUUUAAUUUCACCACUGUUUUGGUAAUGAUAAAUUGUUUCGAUCUCGGAGAAGUAGAUGUGUGAAAAUGACGUCGUUUUCUACUGCAACGCUGGAAAAAAAGUUAGCUGAUCUAUCCAACACGCAGCAUAGUGUUCAGACGCUUUCGUUGUGGCUCAUUCACCACAGAAAACACGCUAAAGCGAUAGUACAAGCUUGGUAUAAAGAGCUCGCCAAAGCAAGGUCAAGCAAAAAGCUCACAUUCCUAUUUCUUGCUAACGAUGUCCUUCAAAAUGGAAAAAGAAAGGGGACAGAAUUUUUGGGUGAAUUUAAACAUGUGUUGCCUGCUGCUUUUCAGCAUUGUGCACAGGGUGGAACAGUAGAAGCCAUCAAAGGUCUUGAAAGACUAAUCUCCAUAUGGACAGAGAGAAAUGUGUAUGACGCAACUUUCCUAGAGAGACUUCACAAGUGUUUAGGUCAAGAAUCAGACUCGCCGCCACCAGAGAAGAAACAAAAGCUUCAAGAUGAAAAACAAGCUCCACUGAUUGAGCCACCAGAUCCUGAGGAUCUAAUUAAGGCAUUGAUGGAACUUGAAAACUCUGCUUCACAAGAUGCUGUUGUUAGAGAAAAGAUUGCUAAUCUACCAGCAGAAGUACAAGAUGUCUCACUUCUGGACAAAAUAGAAGAUAAAGAAACUGGAGACCGCCUUUCCAAGAUUGUUGAUGAGGCUUGUUUAUUACUUGCUGACUACAAUGGCAGACUUGCAGCAGAACUGGAAGACAGAACAACAAUAUCCAAAAUGCUGGCUGCAUUUAUACAACUUCAAAAGGACAAACUUGCAGAAUCAGAGAAAAAACUUGAAGAAUACAAAGCCAAACAGGAAAAAGUUCAGUUAGUGAGACAAGAACUCAAGUCGCAUUUAGAAAACCUUCCAGACCUGACCAAACUUCCUGAUCUUGGAGGAGGUCUUGCUCCUCUGCCGUCGGCAGGAGAUUUAUUUGCAUCUGCUCAAAGAUCAUGACGGCGGUCAGUUCUGCUCAGGAACUUCCACAUAAAACUUUAAAAAAACUCGCAUUCUCCAUAAUGUUUGACUGGUAUAUAUAAUUUUAAUAAUUUAUAAAUAUUUCUUGAUAUACCUGUAAUUGUGCCUGGGUUGAUAUAAAACGAGGUUGAACUUUA
Molecule: messenger RNA, 1184 nt
Organism: Orbicella faveolata
Lineage: Eukaryota; Metazoa; Cnidaria; Anthozoa; Scleractinia; Merulinidae
Product: regulation of nuclear pre-mRNA domain-containing protein 1B-like
Biological process (GO): mRNA 3'-end processing
Molecular function (GO): RNA polymerase II complex binding
Source: RefSeq, a predicted model, not a curated record